AUGGCGAACGUAAUCACAAACAAGGAUUUCAUAGUCGCAACCAAGUACAAGCUCAUUCGGAAGAUCGGGUCAGGCUCUUUUGGCGAUAUCUAUGUAUCGAUCAACGUCACAAAUGGAGAAGAGGUCGCAAUAAAACUUGAGAGCAAUAGGGCUCGUCAUCCACAACUCCUAUAUGAGUCAAAGGUGUAUCGCAUUCUUCAAGGCGGUGUUGGAAUACCUCAUAUUCGUUGGUAUGGCACUGAGCGCGAGUACAAUGUGCUGGUCAUGGACUUAUUGGGACCGUCUCUUGAAGACCUUUUCAAUUUCUGUUCACGAAGAUUCACCAUGAAGACAGUAUUGAUGCUCGCUGACCAGAUGAUCGGUCGAAUUGAGUACGUGCACGUGAAAAAUUUUAUACAUCGUGACAUCAAGCCGGACAACUUUCUGAUGGGGAUCGGACGACAUUGCAACAAACUGUUUCUAAUCGAUUUUGGACUUGCUAAAAAGUUCCGAGACUCGCGCACCAGAACACACAUUCCUUAUCGAGAGGAUAAGAAUCUCACGGGUACAGCACGAUAUGCUUCUAUAAAUGCUCAUCUUGGAAUAGAGCAGAGCAGAAGAGAUGAUAUGGAAUCCUUGGGUUAUGUAUUAAUGUAUUUCAAUCGUGGAACUCUUCCCUGGCAAGGUCUCAAAGCAGCGACCAAAAAGCAGAAGUAUGAAAAAAUUAGUGAGAAGGUGUGCUAA
Molecule: messenger RNA, 723 nt
Organism: Haemonchus placei
Lineage: Eukaryota; Metazoa; Nematoda; Chromadorea; Rhabditida; Trichostrongylidae
Source: the annotation of a GenBank genome assembly